AUGACCCACUUACAAGCUGGACUUAGUCCAGAGACUAUAGAGAAAGCUCGCCUGGAACUGAAUGAAAACCCAGACAUUUUGCAUCAGGAUAUCCAGCAAGUCAGGGACAUGAUCAUCACAAGGCCUGACAUUGGGUUUUUACGUACAGAUGAUGCCUUCAUCUUGAGAUUUCUCCGAGCCAGAAAGUUUCACCAAACUGAGGCCUUCAGACUGCUGGCUCAGUACUUCCAGUACCGCCAAUUAAAUCUGGAUAUGUUCAAAAACUUCAAGGCUGAUGAUCCAGGAAUCAAACGGGCUCUGACAGAUGGGUUUCCAGGAGUACUGGAAAAUCGUGACCACUGUGGCAGGAAGAUUCUUCUGCUUUUUGCAGCCAACUGGGAUCAGAGUAGGAACUCCUUCAUAGAUAUCCUCCGGGCUAUCCUACUGUCCUUGGAAGUGCUCAUCGAAGAUCAGGAGCUUCAGAUAAAUGGCUUCAUUCUAAUUAUAGAUUGGAGCAACUUCUCCUUCAAGCAAGCCUCCAAGCUUACGCCAUCUAUCCUCAAACUGGCCAUUGAAGGGUUACAGGACAGCUUUCCUGCCCGUUUUGGAGGAGUCCAUUUUGUCAACCAGCCCUGGUACAUCCAUGCCCUGUACACGCUAAUCAAACCCUUCCUCAAAGACAAGACAAGGAAAAGGAUCUUUCUUCAUGGUAACAACCUGAACAGCCUUCACCAGCUAAUACACCCUGAAUGCCUGCCCUCUGAAUUCGGGGGGACUCUUCCUCCGUACGACAUGGGGACAUGGGCUCGAACAUUACUCGGUCCCGACUACAGUGAUGAAAACGAGUACACCCACACCUCCUACAAUGCCAUGCACGUGAAGCAUGCGUCCUCCAACCUGGAGCGGGACACCUCGCCCAAACCCAUGAAAAGGUCCCAGUCUGUGGUGGAAGCCGGCACGCUGAAGCACGAAAACCAGGGGGAAAAUGAGAACACCCAGCCACUGCUGGCUCUGGACUGAGCUCCCAUGCGCCCGACACACACAGAUACAUUAACAGACUUCCACCAUACAGAAACCCACAGAGCACACAACACACAAACACACGUGUUUUGCUUGAGAACAAGUCCUUCAUGUUUCUUGACCAAGUAACAACUGUCACCAGCCAUCUGUCUGCGCGGCCGACGCUGAACAAAAACUGAGAAAUUUCUAUUGACGCAGGAGUCUGUCCACAUACAAAGAAUUUAUUUCUUUUUUUUUUUGUUUUUUUUUUUUUUUUGACUUACGACAUUAAAAUAUUGGAAAUGAUGGGACUGCAUUCUCUGUUUAAAGAAACCAGGGUGUGUCAGUCAAAGUUUUCCUGA
Pygoscelis adeliae (Adelie penguin) is the source of this 1340-nucleotide messenger RNA. It is a transcript of the gene CLVS1, whose product is annotated as clavesin 1. The transcript has 5 exons. Bases 1 to 999 code for a protein of 332 amino acids. Gene Ontology annotation, molecular function: phosphatidylinositol bisphosphate binding. Lineage: Eukaryota; Metazoa; Chordata; Aves; Sphenisciformes; Spheniscidae. The record is from RefSeq and is a predicted model, not a curated record. Gene Ontology annotation, cellular component: membrane.